Molecule: messenger RNA, 1795 nt
Organism: Octopus sinensis (East Asian common octopus)
Lineage: Eukaryota; Metazoa; Mollusca; Cephalopoda; Octopoda; Octopodidae
Exons: 6
Coding region: 638-1522 (294 amino acids)
Source: RefSeq, a predicted model, not a curated record
CACACUCACAAACACCGCAGCAACGACACUAAUAACAUCGAAACGACUUUUAAUUACUACACAGCCGCAUUUUUUCUGUAUGUUUAGUGAAGUGCAUAUCUCUGUUCUGGUCCUUCUUCGUUGCAAUCAAAGGCGAUAUCUCUGUGGAGAAAUACUAAUUUGAUGGGAUGGUACUGACAGCAAGCAGUGGACAGUCUGUGUCUUUUGGUCAUUAUGGACACACUCGAGUCUGUAAGUAAGAGUGAUACGAGAACAUAAGACUAAGAGCAGUGGCCAGUGCUAGAAUUUAUGAAGAGUACUGACAUCUGUGGGUAACAUAUGUGAGUAGCAGAGGGAAAUAUUCACAGCAGAAGACACUAGGGAGAGCAGAGACAAGUUGUGACAUUAAGGGGUAGUCCUGACAUCAAUACAUCCCAAAACUACCUAAAGUGUGUGGACGGCCCUCUUCCUCGUUGAAAGAAUUAUCUCCGCUACUCUCUAACACAUUUUCGCUCUCUCGGUUUCUCUCUUUCCCUUUCUCUCCUUAUAUAUUAAGUUUCACAACGUCUCUUCCUUUAAUCUCUCUCCCCUCUCUCUUCUUCUCUUUCUUUCUCUUCCAUACUUUUUCUUUCCCCUCUGAUAAUCUUAGCGCCAAGAAAUGUCCCGGUUACAAUUUACUCGUCCGACUGCAACGAAAGUCCUGCUGUUAACCCUUACAACAAUACUGGUUGUUAACGCAGAUCAGGAACUUGACGGCUACUACAAAUCUUUGGGCCCUGGUUAUGCCUAUGCUUACCUUCAGGCAUCUACAGCACAAGAAUUCUUCUCAACACGAAACCUAUUCGACUGUACCGCGCUCGCUCAAAGGAGCCAAUCACAAAUUUUCACUUACAACAAAGUCAGCCAUAUCUGUAAGAUUUACGCACCGAAUAAUUUUAUGACAGUCGUCAGCGCGAAUGACACCAACGAGAUUUCCUUCUUUAAAAAUACUCAUUGGAUUAAAACAUAUGGCAUAUCAAUGCAAGCUGGUUCGAAAGUCUAUCAAUCAUUCAUGAAUAUAGGAAGUCCUUCAACCUGGAACGUAGAGACAUGCAAUGGUGCCUACUGUCCUAAUUUCUUCCGACAUCCUAUCCUUGAUGCCUGGAGUCACCUUCCAAUUGAUGAGGCGAAACUGGUGAUUUAUGAAAACCAAACCGCUGUAGUUGAUAUUGUAUUCGAUGGACGAAAUACAACCCUUGAAAGCUGGUUCUCUCUUGAAACGCUGAAAAGUUCUCCUUGGUCCGACCUCCAUCAAAACCCUGUGAAUCUGAUCUCAGUUAUUGGAGCUAGUGUUCGUCGUUUCUAUAUGUCAUCUCAAUAUGGAGGCUGUACUGGAGACUGGGCUUGGAUGUUAAUCGUCGAAGCUAGAAGUAUUUGUUAUUAUGAGAAACUCAGUAGUUAUCCUCAAUUAUACUACUCUAAACGAAAUACGAGAACCACAUGGAGUAACGCACAGGGAAAAGGUGAUUCCAUUGCCGUCUUUAUCCGCUUAAAACCUAAUUAACCAAUCGAAAGAUCUCCAAUUACCGAAGUCCAUCUCUACAAGUUGACCACAACCUCUGAUUAUUUAUCAAAUAUUAUAAGUCAAUGAAAACCUCACAAUAUCCAUUGGUCCUAUGCUAUUAUUCUCUUCCUCGCUUAUUUUUCAUUUUUGUUCUAUUUGUCGUACAUUCAAGCAUAUAUGUGUUACAAGGAAAAUUUGCGAGCAAGAGAAAUGAUAUUUUUAUCAUUAUAAACCUGGAAAAUUACAGGACAAGUUAUUACACUUGGAAAAGUU